Molecule: messenger RNA, 688 nt
Organism: Coregonus clupeaformis (lake whitefish)
Lineage: Eukaryota; Metazoa; Chordata; Actinopteri; Salmoniformes; Salmonidae
Product: early nodulin-75-like
Exons: 1
Source: RefSeq, a predicted model, not a curated record
AGCCAGCUUUAGAUCUACCACCCAGCUACCACCCAGAUACCACCCAGAUACCACCCAGCGACCACCCAGAUACCACCCAGCUACCACCCAGAUACCACCCAGCUACCACCCAGCUACCACCCAGAUACCACCCAGCUACCACCCAGAUACCACCCAGCUACCACCCAGAUACCACCCAGAUACCACCCAGAUACCACCCAUCUACCACCCAGCUACCACCCAGAUACCACCCAGAUACCACCCAUCUAACACCCAGAUACCACCCAGCUACCACCCAGAUACCACCCAGAUACCACCCAGAUACCACCCAUCUACCACCCAGAUACCACCCAGCUACCACCCAGAUAUCACCCAGCUACCACCCAGCUACCACCCAGCUACCACCCAGAUACCACCCAGCUACCACCCAGAUAUCACCCAGCUACCACCCAGAUACCACCCAUCUACCACCCAGAUACCACCCAGCUACCACCCAGAUACCACCCAGCUACCACCCAGAUACCACCCAGAUAUCACCCAGAUACCACCCAGAUACCACCCAGCUACCACCCAGAUACCACCCAGAUACCACCCAUCUACCACCCAGAUACCACCCAGCUACCACCCAGAUAUCACCCAGCUACCACCCAGAUACCACCCAGAUACCACCCAGCUACCACCCAGAUAUCACCCAGAUAUCACCCUAUAG